AUGUCGCCCCCAAAGAAUGCCCUGAUCGCCGUUACGUCGGCACACGCAGCCUUGUAUCCGGAAGGCAAAGAAACUGGUCUUUUCAUUACCGAGGCAUUGCACCCAUUUGAGGUGUUUCAAAAAGCCGGUUUCGAAGUUGACCUUGUAUCUGAAACUGGAACCUAUCAGCCCGACUGGCUUUCACAGCAAAAAGAUUGGCUCUCGGAUUCUGAGCGAGCUACAUGGGAGGACCAUUCUAGCGAGUUUCGUAGCAAGCUGGAUCAUCUUCUUCAGCCAAACGACAUUGACCCAGCAAAGGCAUCUGGUCAUGCAUCCCUGAUUGAUUACCCUGUUGCUCAUGGGCUCCACAGGGUUGCCUCCAAAAUGUAUGCCUCGGGAGCAGUCAUUUCAGCAGUUUGUCACGGCGGUGCAAUAUUCCCAGGCGUUGUUGACCCAGUCACCUCUAAGUCUAUAAUUGCGGGUAAAAGAGUGACUGGAUUUACCACACAAGGUGAAGAAGAAGAAGGAGUUCUUGACACUAUCAAGAGUUGGAACCGCCCUACUAUUGAGUCACAUGCGGUUAACGAGGGUGCUACUUAUGUCCCCCCGCCAGGACCAUGGGACGCUUUUGCAAUCUCCGACGGGCGCAUUGUUACCGGUGCCAAUCCCGCUAGUGCUACGGUCACGGCCGAAGAGGCUGUCAAGGUAUUCCGCACCUUGUAA
Molecule: messenger RNA, 702 nt
Organism: Trichoderma aggressivum f. europaeum
Lineage: Eukaryota; Fungi; Ascomycota; Sordariomycetes; Hypocreales; Hypocreaceae
Exons: 5
Coding region: 1-702 (233 amino acids)
Cellular component (GO): cytoplasm
Molecular function (GO): glyoxalase III activity
Source: RefSeq, a predicted model, not a curated record